AAAAGAACAUAAAUGAGCAAUUCACUUUUGCGUUCCUUACGACUCCUUAUUUUAUACCUUAUUGCGACAGCUGCCAGAAAUGGUGUCUUUGGAGGAAUUGCCGACAGAACUCCACUGCUCCAUCGUCCGGCUGCUCGACCCCAUCAGUCUCAUUGCGAUCAGCCAAGCCAGCACCCAUUUCCGUUGCCUUAUCGAACCGAAGCAGAAACAUUUUGUAGAAAGACUGCUGGCUCUCGAAAGUUUGGACAAGUACGGUGGACCUUCUCCCGUUUUUCGCUCGCGAGACAAUCACCUCAGCCCAGGAUGGGAUGGAAAAGAAUGGAGUACGAUACGCUGGGCAUGCACUGAUUGUCUCCGCCUCCUUCCCCAUCAGUACUUCGACAACCAUUCUGUCCUACGACUCGGUUAUCGGAAGCUAAUUCCCGGCUCUUUGGCUUCCAUGGCGAUUACUAGUUGGGAGCCUGAUGGGCACAUACGCCGACUGAGACGUCAUCUGCGGAAUGGUGAGACCCAAGCGGCCUCGUUGAGCGAAAAGACGCUCCGGAAACGAUACUUCGUUUGUGUCACGGCCGGCGAAGGUUCGCAGGGCUUCGUUGGUGUCACCUCGGCGACCACACUCGAGCUCUACAAAAGGUGUGGAAUCAGUGAAUUUGAGGGGAUGAGCCUGGCGGAAUUCGAGAAGGUCACAACAGCCCAUAAACUACAAAUAUUCGACAAAAACGCACUGGCUAUCGAACUUGAGCGCUGCGGCAAUAAGCGCCGCCUACGAAGGUGCAAUGAGUGUCGAUAUCUCCGAGGACAGUUGAAGCCGAGGGCCAAUGGAUACGGCGGUACCUCUAAAUUGCCAAUAGUUCCCAGCCGACAAGUUGCAUUCGCAAACCACUUGGAUCGAUGGUUCCCAGGAUUCUCAAACUGGUUGGAAAGCAAGCGUCCUACGGUCGCACUACCAUUGUUCCGAAUUUAUCGUAAAAAUGCCUACGAUCAGCCUUGGACUUUGUAUAUGGUGCGCUGCCCUGGAUGUGCCUGCUGGAAAGAAAUCCGGGACUUUCGAUUCGGCGGGAUAUAUCCGCAUUGGAAACCUGUCACAGCCACGGGUACCCGAGGUGGAAGCCAAACUUGGGACAGCAGGGACAUCACCGAGUCGCUUCUGAACGAAUCGAGGUGUAAUCGCUGUUUUGCGCGGGAGAAUGGCCGCCAAUGUCUGAACAAAGUGCUUCUCGACUGGAUCCAACAUCUCAUCCGUAUCCAACUCGCCGUGCUCUCCCAUCAACUAAACAGCGGCUGGGGUAAAUUGAGCACCGUACGAGCUGGAGCACCCCAGGAAUACAACAGCGAGAUAAAGCACAUCCUGAGGCAUAUGCCCUGCUCUCGCCUGGGCAUCUUUGACAUAGUUAGUUAUGCCGACGUAGCGCUGCUUAGGCUUGGUCAAACGCAGUGGAAGGAUCUUUGGGAAAGGACGAAGCGACAGGGCGACACUGGCUGGGCCGGUGAGGAUAUGGACGCAUGGUGUGAGGAGUGGAUUCGUGAAUUUGACGACACGGAGGCGCACUGGCGAUGGCUGAUGGCAUGUAGGGACGAGCUCGAGGAAAGUGCUGGGGUUUUGGCGGAGUGGGCACUGAGUAGGGAUGGCGACGCAUUUGCUUAGGUGUUGUAAAAGCUCGUAUCGUUACGGAUGAUCAGGAACGUCGGCAAGCUGCCAACUCUGUACUCAGUGUUAGUUGCAAUGGUCUUUCGGUGGUCAUGGAGUCUCAAGCUGCCUGCGAAACAACAUCCGUAGAAUUAAAAAAAAAAUGGGAGAUAUCUUAGC
Ilyonectria robusta is the source of this 1807-nucleotide messenger RNA. RefSeq lists its product as uncharacterized. The transcript has a single exon. The record is from RefSeq and is a predicted model, not a curated record. NCBI's taxonomy places the organism in Eukaryota, Fungi, Ascomycota, Sordariomycetes, Hypocreales, Nectriaceae. Bases 80 to 1645 code for a protein of 521 amino acids. Gene Ontology annotation, molecular function: protein binding.